Oryzias melastigma (Indian medaka) is the source of this 2339-nucleotide messenger RNA. RefSeq names its product septin 5a (gene septin5a). Gene Ontology annotation, biological process: regulation of exocytosis; cytoskeleton-dependent cytokinesis. The record is from RefSeq and is a predicted model, not a curated record. Lineage: Eukaryota; Metazoa; Chordata; Actinopteri; Beloniformes; Adrianichthyidae. Gene Ontology annotation, cellular component: microtubule cytoskeleton; cell division site; septin complex. The transcript has 11 exons. Gene Ontology annotation, molecular function: GTPase activity; molecular adaptor activity; GTP binding. The coding region runs from base 286 to 1440 and encodes 384 amino acids.
UGCCUCCUUUCCCUCACAGUGAGAAUUCAUCCAUACCUGUCUGAACAGGGACAGCCGGGUUGCUUCAGGGCAGAAAAGGAGAGAAUAAAGACAGAAGUUGGGUAACAAAGGAGAAAAAAAAACAGGGAGUGUGUGAGGAACUUAUUUAAAGAGAGCAGACAGGAAAGGAGUGUGGUGUAAACGGGUUUAUUGAGGUCUGGAGUCGUCAGAUCUGCUUCUGGGCUGCUCCUCAAACGUUCUGGAAACGGUGGCUAUUUUGGUCCUCCAGAGUCGGAGCGGUUUAGGAUGGAUGCCAUCAUGCUGCAAGAGAAACUGGUGGAGCGGCUCCUGUGCCCACGAGUGAGAACGGCCAGGCAGAAGGAGAAACAGUAUGUCGGCUUUGCAACUUUGCCCAAUCAGGUUCACAGAAAGUCUGUGAAGAAGGGCUUUGACUUCACCCUGAUGGUGGCAGGAGAGUCUGGGAUGGGAAAGUCGACUCUGGUUAACAGCCUCUUUCUCACGGACCUCUACAAAGACCGGAAGUUGCUAAAUGCUGAGGAGCGCAUCAAUCAAACCGUCGAGAUCAUCAAACACACGGUGGACAUCGAGGAGAAAGGAGUGAAGCUGAAGCUGACCAUCGUGGACACGCCGGGGUUCGGAGACGCCGUCAACAACAACGAGUGCUGGAAGCCCAUCACAGACUACAUAGAUCAGCAGUUCGAGCAGUAUUUCCGGGACGAGAGUGGACUGAACAGAAAGAACAUUCAGGACAACCGAGUCCACUGCUGCCUGUAUUUCAUCCCUCCUUUUGGACACGGGCUGCGUCCUGUUGACGUGGAGUUCAUGAAGGCUCUUCAUGAAAAGGUUAACAUCAUUCCUCUCAUUGCAAAAGCUGACUGCCUCACUCCCAACGAGAUAAAGAAGCUGAAGGACAGAAUAAGAGAGGAAAUCGACAAGUUCGGGAUCAAAGUGUACCAGUUUCCUGAAUGUGAUUCGGAUGAGGAUGAGGAGUUCAAACAGCUCGACAAAGAACUUAAGGAGUGCACGCCGUUCGCUGUGAUCGGCAGCAACACGGUGGUAGAGGCGCGAGGACAGAGGGUCAGAGGGAGACUGUACCCCUGGGGGAUUGUGGAAGUGGAAAAUCAGUCACACUGUGACUUUGUUAAACUGAGGAACAUGCUGAUUCGUUCUCAUAUGCACGACCUGAAAGAUGUGACCUGCGACGUGCACUACGAAAACUACAGAGCGCAGUGCAUCCAGGAGAUGACCAGGUCAGAGAAUGUGAACGGAGAAGUUAAACUGGCACAAGACAACCGGAUGGAGAGUCCCAUCCCCAUCCUGCCGCUGUCCACUCCAGACGUGGAGACUGAGAAGCUCAUAAAAAUGAAAGACGAGGAGCUAAAGAGGAUGCAGGAGAUGCUGAACAAGAUGCAGCAGCAGAUGCAUGAGAAGGACCAGUGAUGUCCUCUGGCCCAGAGCUGCUCUGCGGGGCCCCCUGCUGUCCGUCCGGUGAACGACAGUGAAGCCCUCUGAUUUGGUUUUAAAGUGUCUUUGAAAAAAAAAAUGCUGAGUCCAUUACUCUUCAGUUUGGUGCUUUGGUUUGUCUGUUUAACUGGAGUUCCUUCUCUUAGCUUCUCAUGUUUAGGCCCUCGCUGUGACCCCGGCAUAAAUAAUAUGAAAGCAUAUUUAAGUAAGUAAGUGCUCAGUGUGUCUAAUUUAUAAUGCAUUGCUAAACCCUUUGGUUUUAAUAUCAGGAUUUGUGCUGCAAUAUGUUUUGUAUGGAAAUAUUUUGUGAUUCGUUGUUGAUGGGUGUUGUUUUGUAUUAUGCAACUCUGGGCGAAUGCUAGCAAAUGUCCUUUGAACUUGAGGUGUCCGUCCAGUUUCCAUUUGCCUUCAUAACUUCUUUUAUCGAAAUCCAAUUUUCCUUUUCUUUCUCUUCCUUUUUUUAAUAUUUUGUGUUUUCCAAGAAACGGACCAGGCAAACCAUCACCUCCCAGCAUUUUUAUUGAGCUGGCUGAGUUGAAAAAUGCACUUAUUGCCAGUGGCUUACUGUGAGUACAGACCUACACGCGUCUGUGGAGAACAGGGUGCAUGUGCGAGCAUGCUGCCAUUACUCACAUCUGCUGAUCGCUGUGGGCCUAUUUUUACUGUUUUAUAGCCGAGUCCCUGUGCUUGUACAAAAUGCAUCUUUGACGUGCUGUUUGCUUCAACGAGGAGCUGAUAUUUUAUCUGACAUAUCGAGAGAGAGCGCUCUUGUGCAUAUCCUCAUGAGUCGUCUGUACUUUGCCUGAAGGCUGAGGGCUCAGUUUGUGUGGCCUGUCUGCAAAGGUGUGACAAAUAAAUUCAUUUUCUUGUCGGUU